CUGCGAUUCGCCGCCCACUGCGCUACACUUUUUUUUGGUCCGCACUUCUUUCAGAACAUUUAUAUAUAUACUUAUAUAUAUAUAUAUAUUCUUCAUAUAUAUUCGUAUUCGCUGAGAGCUGAAUUUCGCGGCGAAAUAAUUUUAGCAACUUGUUAUCCGUCCAUGCCAUGCGCGAUAAAAUAUCACAACUAUUUUGCUUGCAAAAGAACGCAUGCAAAAAUAAUUCAACAGAUAAUAACAGAGGACAUAAUGUGCCAACAAAAGCAACGAGCAACGGGACCAUGUGCGCCAAUGGGUCUCUUGGGACAGAAGGGCCCGAAGCGCCAGAGACCGACUCAUCAGGGACCGGGCGGAUGCGGAAGCCGCUGGAGAGGAAUGGCUCAACGCAGAACCACGCUGUUCACCUCGAGAGAAGGCUGGGCCUCUUCAGUGGGGUGGCUUUAAUUGUUGGAACUAUGAUAGGGUCUGGAAUUUUUGUGUCACCCUCCGGUUUACUGGUUCGCACUGGUUCCGUUGGAGUUAGCUUUAUAAUCUGGCUUGCCUGUGGUGUGCUCUCUCUGCUGGGCGCUCUGGCAUACGCUGAACUUGGCACGAUGAACACGUCGUCGGGUGCGGAAUGGGCCUACUUUAUGGAUGCCUAUGGACCGGCGCCGGCGUUUCUGUUCUCAUGGGUAUCGACUUUGGUGUUGAAGCCAUCUCAAAUGGCUAUAAUAUGCUUAUCAUUUGCACAGUACGCCGUUGAGGCCUUUGUGACGGAAUGCGAUCCGCCCAGGGGCGUGGUCAAGAUGGUCGCCCUGGUGGCAAUUGUGAUGAUCCUGUUCGUGAACUGCUACAGCGUCAACCUGGGAAUGACCGUGCAGAACGUGUUCACCGCCGCCAAACUGGUGGCCGUGGUGGUCGUCAUCUGCGGCGGAGCCUGGAAACUGAUGCAGGGCAACACGCAGCACCUGUCGAAUGCAUUUAAUGGCCCAAUGCCCAAUGUGGGCGCCAUCGCCACGGCCUUCUACACGGGUCUGUGGGCCUACGAUGGCUGGAACAACCUGAACUACGUAACCGAGGAGAUCAAGAAUCCCAGCAAGAAUCUGCCGCGCUCGAUCAUCAUCGGCAUACCGCUGGUCACGCUCUGCUAUGCGCUGAUCAACAUCUCCUAUCUGGCGGCCAUGUCGCCGCAGGAGAUGAUCGAGUCGGAGGCGGUGGCCGUCACCUUCGGCAACCGCAUCCUGGGCGCGCUCGCCUGGCUGAUGCCACUCAGCGUCACCAUCAGCACCUUUGGCAGCGCCAAUGGAACGCUCUUCGCAGCUGGACGUCUGUGCUUUGCGGCCAGUCGAGAGGGUCAUCUGCUGGAUAUCCUCUCCUAUGUCCAUGUGCGUCGCCUCACACCUGCUCCGGGGCUGAUAUUCCACUCGCUGAUUGCCUCGGCAAUGGUGCUCCAUGGCACAAUUGAUUCGCUGAUUGAUUUCUUCAGCUUCACCGCCUGGAUAUUCUACGGCGGAGCGAUGCUGGCCCUGAUCGUGAUGCGCUACACCAAACCCAACUAUCCUCGGCCCUACAAGGUGCCGAUCAUCAUUCCCGUUGUGGUCUUGGUCAUCUCCGUGUAUCUCGUGGCGGCACCCAUAUUCGAGACCCCGCGCGUUGAGUAUCUCUAUGCCCUGCUCUUCAUAUUCGCGGGCCUGAUCUUCUAUGUGCCGUUCGUCAAGCUCGGAAUGACGCCGAGGUUUAUGAACAAGGUGACGCUAUUCUUCCAGCUGCUGCUGGAGGUGGUGCCCACCUCAUCGAUGGCCAUGUUCGAGUGAAGGGGAUCCCCGGCAAGUGCUCAAGAUUUUGAAAGGGAGGCCAACAGCUCGGAGAGCGAGAAGCAAAUACAUUCACUUAAUUACUAUACAAGCAAGGAUAUGAUAUAUAAGGAGUGCAGCAUAGACAGGAUGCAAAACGGGGUUGAGAGUGUUGUUAGGAGCAACCUAUAUUGAUAUACUGACGUUGUCGUUGACAAAGUAGUGCUAGAGUAACAAAAACUAUUUGAAAUAGUCUUUUUAUGCUAUGAGCUGGUUAUAUUCAAAGAUUAUAUGUGAAUAUACAGAUAUUUAGUGUGGAUACAUAGGUUUGUAUCCUUAUGUAGCGCGCAUAGGCCAAGUUGCAUAGUCGAUACGUACGUACGUUUAUACAAAACAAAGCAAAUCUAUAUAUACAUAUAUUUUUGUGUUCUAUUAAUUAAAGAUCAAGACAAAUGACAGAAACAACUAAAAAGAAAACACACACCCACACACCUAAAUAGUCGAAUAUAUAUAUCAUUGCCAAGCGGCUCGAAGUGCAGGCCCCAUAAAUAAUACCUAUGUACAUACGUAUUAUCUGGGCAUGAUGGUAUCUUAAGGUUUGAGUACAGUGCCGCCAGGAAUCGAUGACACCACCAAUCCGUACAGUGCCCACCAAAGUCAACACUCGCCGCAGAGCUUCGUGUUAUCCUUGUUUGUUCUCAUUUUGGAUUUUCCGCUGGCGUUAUUUACCCACAAUAUAUAUAGAUAUAUAUAUAUGUAUAUACGAGUUAGCCCCGAUCUAGAGAUCGGCUGGAAUAGCAAUAUUUAUAUAUGUACGCGUAUAUGUAUGUGAUGGAGGAUGAUCAUAGCUAUGAUAAUAAUGCAAAAGCCACAUGGUAACGAAAGAAAGAGGACAAAUGCUUAAAUACAAACAUCCCAACUGAAUGUUUCUAACUUUGUGCGACUAGAGCGCCACCUGGCGGUCGGGGAUCGCGUGUGAAAUUCGUAGGACUGCAAAUAGGCAUUAAAGAUUUGUAAUUGAUACCAAAAGUAAGGUAAAGAAAACAAACACUGAGAAAAUUCAAACAAAAAAAUAGAAAAAACCAAAUAAAAAUAAAAGAAAGAGAAGCAAACGUAAAUACUACUAUGGAUACUUGUUAAAUACAUUUUUUUGCGACUUGUGUCUGCUUUGACAAAUCGUUGCAACCAAAACUAGAACUAGAUUUAGAGAGACGGUUAUACAUUAAUUAUUAUUAAAAUGCCAUUUUUUUUUCUUUAAAUUAGUUUUCUGUUAUUCGUGAAGGACUCGUACGUCGCACACGAGUUAGAAAAAGACAGCAGGUGCAGGUGCCGUCUCGCUCGCAAACAAAAUACAAGAAUUUAAAAGUUUUUUAAUGACAUAUUUCCCGUUUUUGAAUUUCUUGCUAUGCUUCUCAAUUGUCUGAACCGAUAUACAAAACAUUUAUAUCUUUACCUAUUUAUAGGCGUACUACAGAACUUACCCACACAUAAAUAUAUAUUUAUAUAAUUUGUUAAGUUUAUAAAUUUUAUAAUUUUAUUACCAACUAUUUACAAUGAGCUAAACGGAAACCAGAGCAAAUCGAAAAGAAAAUCUCUAUCUAUACAUGUACCUACCACCUAAUAACAAAAGAAUUGUAUUAUGUAAACCGGAAAUUGACGAAAUAAAGUUUUUGAAACACA
Molecule: messenger RNA, 3452 nt
Organism: Drosophila simulans
Lineage: Eukaryota; Metazoa; Arthropoda; Insecta; Diptera; Drosophilidae
Gene: sbm
Product: b(0,+)-type amino acid transporter 1
Exons: 9
Coding region: 168-1793 (541 amino acids)
Biological process (GO): amino acid transmembrane transport
Cellular component (GO): membrane
Molecular function (GO): L-amino acid transmembrane transporter activity
Source: RefSeq, a predicted model, not a curated record